This is a messenger RNA of Fusarium tjaetaba, 1608 nucleotides long. Its product is annotated as ACB 4-hydroxyacetophenone monooxygenase. The transcript is spliced from 4 exons. Gene Ontology annotation, molecular function: NADP binding; flavin adenine dinucleotide binding; N,N-dimethylaniline monooxygenase activity. The coding region runs from base 1 to 1608 and encodes 535 amino acids. The record is from RefSeq and is a predicted model, not a curated record. NCBI's taxonomy places the organism in Eukaryota, Fungi, Ascomycota, Sordariomycetes, Hypocreales, Nectriaceae.
AUGGCGUCGAAUAAAGAAUCAACCUCGAGCUACAGCCAGUUUGCUUGUAUUGGCGCUGGAUUCUCAGGCAUUGCUCUGGGUGUCACGCUCAAACGAUGGUACGGGAUCACUGACAUUCGUUUCUUCGAACGGCACAGCGACCUCGGUGGGACAUGGUAUGCAAAUAAAUAUCCCGGCGCUGCUUGCGAUGUCCCAAGUGUCCUCUACAGCUACUCUUUCGAGCCCAAUCCCAAUUGGUCUCGGGUUCUGCCUUCACAAGAGGAGCUUUGGAAGUACCAGAAACACGUCGCGGAUAAGUACAAUCUACCGUCAAAGAUGACAUUUGGCGUGGAAGUCCAAAAGUGUCAAUGGAAUGAACAACACAAGAGAUGGGUUCUUGAUGUUCUCGACUGCAAAACUGGUACCAAGUUUCAGCACGAAUGCAGGUUUCUGUUUGCGGGCUCUGGUAUUCUGGUCACACCUCGAGAGAUUGACAUUCCCGGCUCUGAAGACUUCAAAGGAUCCAUAUUCCAUACAUCACAGUGGAGGAGCGACGUUGAUGUCGAGGGCAAGAAUGUCGUUGUCAUUGGAAACGGCUGUACAGCUGCCCAAAUAGUCCCCUCGAUUGUCGACAAGACAAAGCAUCUGACCCAGAUAGUCCGUGCCAAACACUGGAUGCUUCCGCCUAUUGAUGGCGUGUAUACCGAUUACAUGAAGUCUAUCUUCAAAUAUCUACCAGGAACUAUGAUGAUUCAACGACUGCUCAUAUUCUUAUUCGCCGAGAUUGAGUUGAAGGCGGUUCCUAUGACUACCUCUGCAGCCAAGUUCCGUCAGAAGCGACGAGCUUAUGCGGAGAGGUUCAUGAGGGAUACUGCUCCCGCCAAGUAUCAUGACCUCUUGAUUCCAGAUUUCGAAAUCGGCUGUAAGAGACGGAUUUACGAUUCUGGAUAUUUGGCAUCCCUUCACUCCAAGAAUCUGACUCUGACCAACGAGCGAGCUCUGAAAAUUGUCGAGAACGGAGUCGAGACAGAUCGUGGCUUUGUUGAAGCUGAUGUCAUCGUGCUGGCCAAUGGGUUUUCUACCAAUACAUUCCUCGAAGGUGUCGAGGUUGUUGGACGAGAUGAAACGUUGACUCAACAUUGGGAGUCGUUUGGGGGAGCCGAGGCUUACAAUUGCUCUGCUAUGAGUGGCUUUCCCAACUUCUUCAUGCUCCUAGGCCCCAAUGCAACAACCGGCCACACUUCAGCUAUCAUGGCUAUCGAGAACAGUGUCAACUUUGCACUGCGCAUCCUCAAGCCUGUCCUUGGCAGCCCCAACGGAGUCGUUGAACUUGACAAAGAUGCUGAAGAGCGUUACGUCAAUCGCAUCCAGGAUGACUUGUCCAGGACAGUUUGGAACUCAGGGUGCCAGAGCUGGUACAUCCAGCCUCAUUCUGAAAACAGCCGGGUCUGGAAUGCCAUGGUUUAUCCGUAUUCCCAGGGAUAUCUGUGGUACAGAAGCUUGUUUCCUGUUUGGCGCGACUGGAAGAUUACUGAAGCUCAGCUGCUACGGCUUGUAUUUAUUUGGUCUGGAGAUCGCAGUGGACAGGGAAAGGGCUGUAUGCAACUCUCAGCACAGCUUCACAGUUGA